Molecule: messenger RNA, 1488 nt
Organism: Penicillium griseofulvum
Lineage: Eukaryota; Fungi; Ascomycota; Eurotiomycetes; Eurotiales; Aspergillaceae
Product: putative transcription factor Rap1
Exons: 4
Coding region: 1-1488 (495 amino acids)
Biological process (GO): telomere maintenance via telomere lengthening; regulation of DNA-templated transcription
Cellular component (GO): shelterin complex
Molecular function (GO): telomeric repeat DNA binding
Source: RefSeq, a predicted model, not a curated record
AUGAAUUUGUUCCAAGGCGCACGAUUCUGGCUAUCCAUAACUGUUCCACAAAGGUCAAGGUUUAAAGAAUUAAUCAAGCAAUAUGGUGGCACCGUUGUGCUGAUGGAGAAGGAUGCCGAUGUGAAGCUGGUGGAUCAUACGAGGAAAGACCUGCCUCAAGACACGUUCUCCUAUCAAUACAUAGAGCGUUCUAUCAAUAAGGGACGACUCGAAGAUCUAGAAGCCCAUCGGGUUGGGCCUUCUGCACCUCGUCCAAUGAGUGCCUUCAAUAUUCCCACCAAAAGCACAAGAUCGUUCUUUACCCUCAAAGAAGACCAAAUCUUGUUUGACUGGGUCAAUCCAUUUGAGCACGAGCCAGGGGCGCCUGUCCAAGGUAAUAGAAUUUACCAGGAUUUAAGUGAACUGUUUCCCGCUCAUCCAUGGCAGUCCUGGCGUAGCAGAUACUUGAAGCAUCUGCGCGGCAAAGGCCGUCCAGGGGGCGGCACCCCAUUGUCAUAUGACGAGCUUGUACAAUCUGCACCACCUGAAGGAGAACGUCCAAAGACGUUACCUGCCCGAACUUCUUCCACAGCAAAACCUAGCUCAAGAGUCCCCCAGCUGGCACGACCUGCUCCCGUCCAAGCAAGUAUGACACAAAGCCCAAAACGAAAACGAGACCCGGUCAUUGAACCGCUGAAUCAACGGCGGAGGGAUGUUUCACCUAUGAAAAGAAGAGCAAUCGAAUCUUCUGCAACUGCAGGCCCUUCCUCACGCCGUCCCCGUCCUGAUAGCCGUGGACCACAUCCAGACUCAUCAAACAUGGCAAUCGCCACACCACCUGUUACUGGACGCCCAGGACGAGGCUCUCCCGGUGUCUCGUCAUCAGAUACAGGAACACUUCAAGGCCUUGGUAUUCCAGCUCUCUUCCCAGACCCAAAUCGAUCCGUACAAACUCCUCGCCGCGGCACUCGGGAGACUUCACAACGACCAACUGCUGCUACAGAAUCACUAGCGCCGCCAGCUCCUCCACGACCAUUGGGGGACAAUGCCUUCGCGCAGUUUGGUCGAUUCAAGAAACAAGCAACGAAUUCUAGACCACCAGUCAAUAAUAUCUUUGAAGACUCGGUGGACCCCAUAUUCCUAGAACUCCCAUUCUUACCAUCAAGCCCAGCAUCCCAGGUGACCGACGAUGAUACCUCGGACGCACCCGACGUCGAUACUUGGAUUGAUCAACGCCUAGCGCGAGGUGCCAAAGAGUCCCACGUAUUUGAUGCUCUGCGAUGUACGAGCAUGGUCCCAGACAUGGCGGAUAAAGUUCUCGAAUACCUCACCGCUGGGAAGGGUAUUCCCGAUGAUAUGCCCGGGGUCUGGACAGCCGAGGACGAUGAUUGUUUACAGGCAGAGGAGUAUUCACGUGUACAGCGAGCGUUGACGAAGCACGGCGAAGAAGCGUACAAGGAAAGAUGGGAAUAUUUUAGCCUGGCGCGGCAGACAGGACUUAUUGAAUGA